AUGGAACCGUCAACUACCGCGACAUCAAAGAAGCUCAUCAUCAUUCUCGGCGGUUCCUACGGCGGCGUUUCUACGGCCCACUACCUUCUCAAGCAUGCCGUCCCAGCUCUACCCGACGCCAAAGGGUACAAGGUCAUCCUCGUCAGUCCCUCGGCGCAAGUCAUGUGUCGACCCGCGUGCCCUCGGGCACUCAUAUCCGACGACAUGUUUCCCCAGGAGAAGCUAUUUGUCGACAUACCCGGCCUCUUCAAGCCGUACGGAGGAGACAACUUCUUUUUUGUUCAAGGAACCGCAACAGAUCUCGAUCACAAGGACCGAACCGUCUCCGUCACGUCGAAGGGCAAGAACGAAACAACUGUUCUUUUUUACCACGCUCUAGUCAUCGCAACAGGCGCAUCUACUCCUUCGCCUCUCCUCGGUCUCCAUGAAGACUCUGAAAGUCUACGAAAGAGUUGGGCCGAGUUUCGCAAGGCCUUGUCACAGUCCAAGAGCAUAGUCGUCGUUGGCGGAGGACCAGCAGGUGUCGAGACCGCCGGCGAGCUGGGCGAAUAUAUGAAUGGCCGAAGAUCAAAACACCCCAAAGUGCCCAUCACUCUGGUCUCGUCUACAUCUGAAAUCCUCCCCGCACUUCGUCCCGCCAUCGCCCGCAAGGCAGAACGCUACCUCGCCCAAGUCGGAGUUUCUGUUCUCAAAGGCGUUCGAAUGAAGAGUGUAGCGCCAGCCGGGGCUGGGGCCGCAGAAAUCGCAACAAAUGCAGCAGUCACUCUAGACAGCGGAAAGACGAUCGAGGCCGAUAUCUAUAUCCCCGCAACUGGUAUGCGACCGAACACGAACUUUGUCAAUGACACGCUCCUGCUCCCCGACGGCCGAGUCGACACUAAUCCCCUGACCCUCCGUGUCGACCAAGCCGGACCGCGCGUCUAUGCCAUUGGCGACGCGUCUUCCUUUGCUAGGCCAGCCAUUCACAAUAUCCUGAGUGCUAUCCCUGUCAUGUGUGCCAACAUCAAGCGGGAUCUUCUUUUGGCUUCUACUGUACCAGAGACUGCGGGUGAGGACAGGUCGUUCAAGGAAGACGUCCGCGAGACACAGUUAGUCCCGAUUGGAAAGAGCAAAGGGGUCGGUGCCGCGAUGGGGUAUCAGCUGCCCAGCUUCAUAGUGUGGAUGAUUAAGGGCCGGGAUUAUUGGUUGUGGACGACGGAGAAUCUUUGGAGUGGUAAGCAUUGGGCCAAGAAGUCUUGA
Colletotrichum orchidophilum is the source of this 1239-nucleotide messenger RNA. RefSeq lists its product as uncharacterized. Gene Ontology annotation, cellular component: cytoplasm. NCBI's taxonomy places the organism in Eukaryota, Fungi, Ascomycota, Sordariomycetes, Glomerellales, Glomerellaceae. Gene Ontology annotation, molecular function: electron-transferring-flavoprotein dehydrogenase activity; flavin adenine dinucleotide binding. The record is from RefSeq and is a predicted model, not a curated record. The transcript has a single exon. Bases 1 to 1239 code for a protein of 412 amino acids.